GGUGUCCAGAGUGGACCAACUGGUAAUUUCCUUACUGUCAGGGUCUGGCACCAGCCUGGUACUUGCAGUUGUUAAAGAGCAGGAUAGAUGACUGCUUUGUGGUACUCUGGAAGGUCUGAUCUACUUCCUUCAUUAUCCAGCUGACCUGGGGCUGAGCAUGGGCAGGUGGUCCUCAAGGAACAUGACUAGAAAGAGACAGCCUGUCAAGGGGAGAGGGGCUAUAACAACAAUAAGUAAGUACCAGGGUGUCACUGUUUACAAAACACUUUUAUUCUCUUAAAGGUUGAAUCCAACCCUCCUCCAGUUCAUAUGAUGAAGUCCUAAUCCCCAAUACCUUAGGAUUUCUUUGGAAAUAGGGUGGUUGCUGAUGUAUCUAGGUAAGAUGAAGUUAUUAGAGUCGGCCCUACCCCAGCAUGACGGGCGUCUUUGUAAAAAGGAGGAAUUUGGAGGAAGGCAUGUGGAAGUGGAAGUCCUGCAGCAGGAACAGGCUUGGAAAGACCACCUCAGAGCACUCAGAUGGACCACAAGGCCUACACCUUCAUUUUGGACUUCGGGCCUCCAAAGCCAAGAGUUGCUGAGAGUGUCAGAGGAGACAAGACAGCGCCAACUAGUGCCUACAGUCCUUGGAGUCAGGGUCAGCGGCCGCCGGAGUCCAGCGGGGGUCGGCUGGGGCGUGUCCGGGCGGGGGGAGCGGGGCCUGCUCGGCGCUCCGCCGGUCGGCUCUGCGCUCGGCGCUCGGCCGGUCGCCCUGCGUACGCUGCGUCUGGGGCUCGCAGGCUCCGGUGCCGUCGUCAUGUCGACCGCCAUGAACUUUGGGACCAAGAACUUCCAGCCGCGGCCGCCGGACAAGGGCAGCUUCCCGCUAGAUCACUUCGGUGAGCGGUGGAGGUCGGCGGGCAGGGUCGUUCGUCCGCAGGCUUGCGGGCUGGGGUCUGCAAUGCGGGCCUUGGGUCCCCGGCCAGGUCAGGACAGAGCCCCAAAGGUGGUGCUGGUGUUUGAGUAUAGGCGGGGAAACUGA
This is a messenger RNA of Otolemur garnettii (small-eared galago), 1018 nucleotides long. RefSeq lists its product as uncharacterized. The transcript is spliced from 3 exons. Bases 368 to 1018 code for a protein of 216 amino acids. Lineage: Eukaryota; Metazoa; Chordata; Mammalia; Primates; Galagidae. The record is from RefSeq and is a predicted model, not a curated record.